Messenger RNA from Aspergillus ibericus CBS 121593, 4025 nucleotides. Its product is annotated as cation-transporting P-type ATPase PCA1. Gene Ontology annotation, biological process: monoatomic cation transport. Gene Ontology annotation, molecular function: metal ion binding; ATP hydrolysis activity; ATP binding. The transcript has 2 exons. The record is from RefSeq and is a predicted model, not a curated record. The coding region runs from base 77 to 3790 and encodes 1237 amino acids. Gene Ontology annotation, cellular component: membrane. NCBI's taxonomy places the organism in Eukaryota, Fungi, Ascomycota, Eurotiomycetes, Eurotiales, Aspergillaceae.
CUCAUUCAACGACCUACGAUAGCUGCUAUUCAUGAGACACCACCUCCAUUGCGACCUACCGGCUCCACCCGAGAAGAUGGACGAAUGUCAGGAUUCUUGCUGCAAUAGCAUCAACGCCGAGCCUCUCGACAACAUGGCCCCGGGUCAUGGAGAGCCCGAUGAUUGCUGCUCUCCUAGCAAAUCCUCGGACAACAAUGACAACGACGCGCCUGAUUGCUGCCGUGGCAAAGUCAGUCCGUGCUGUGAUACCUCUUGUAUUGACCGCUUGGCCUUGCGAGCAUGCGAGAUGAGUGCUCCAGGCCCAACUGGUCAGCCAAACACCUGUGAUGGAGCUACCAACCGCAAGGCAUGCAACCAACAUAGUCUCUCUGCCCUCGACCGCUACGGCGCUACUCUACAAGCCCUGGGAUGUAUCUGCCGCGCUCUUAUUGCUCUUGGUCAGGAAACCUGCUGUGAGUCCCGUGAGCGCCAGUCACUGGACAGGAAGCAGUGCUCUAAGAAGUCAUCUGCUCGUUCCCUUCUCCGUACUUCUCUGGAUUCCUGCCGCAGCAAUGGCUCCCUCACCAAGGACCAGGCCGUGCAGAAUCAUCUUCGCCUGCGAAGGGGCUCCGGUGAAAGUGCCAGGUCUGCCAAGAAGCCGUCCGCGGAUGCCCGCGGUGUCCCUUUUUGUGCGAAGGAUAAGCCCGCCAAGGAGCCUCCCGUCAAGAGCAAGUGCUCGAAGUCGUGCUGCUCUGAGGGAAAAACUGUCAAGGAGCCUCCCCCAAAGGGCAUCUGUGCCGACUCUUGCUGCACGGACGACAAGAAUGACAAAAAUGUCCCUACGAGAAAAAAGUGCUGCGGUUCUGAGGACACGUCCGCCACGCCUCCAGCCGACAAGGACGACUGUGCCAAGUCUUCUGACUCCCUUGAACAGCCCAUGAAGCAGCCUGCUGCCAAAAAUGGACAUCUUGGCUCUCAUUGCUCGGAGACUGCCCGUGUCGAGAAACCUCCCAAGGUCGGCUGCGCCGGAUCUUGCUGCCCCGGAGACCAGCGUGUCAAAACUGAUAACCUCAAGAGCACUUCUACGGACUCAUGCGGUUCGAAGGCCAAGCCGGCUGAACCCCCAACUAGUGGGUGUGCAGGAUCUUGUUGCGGAACACCUAAGGACACGGUCAUCAAAGAGCCCCCGAACGCCGCCUCUGGUUCGUGCUGUAAGGCACCGAAGCAGACUAUUGCGAAGGCUCCGGGCACUACUUGUGCGGACUCUUGCUGCACAGAAAAGCAGCCGAUUAUCCCUCAAGGCUCCUGCACCGAUGCUUGCUGCUCUGAUGCACCCAGUCCUGGUUUGGAGAUUGAGGAAGCCCCGAUUCAGGCCAUCACCGACUUAGAGGGUCAAGGUACCGGCAAGGAACAUGUUGUUCUCAGCAUUUCUGGCAUGACUUGUACUGGUUGCGAGACAAAGCUCACCCGUAGCCUCGGUACUGUCCCCGCUGUCAAAGACCUGAAAAUCAGCCUUGUUCUCUCACGAGCCGAGUUCAACAUUGAUUUUCGCCUUGGCUCAGUGGAGGAAGUUAUGAAACAUCUGGAGCGGACGACGGAAUUCAAGUGUGAAAGAGUUCAGAACCAGGGAUCUAGCCUAGACCUUAUUGUCCCCGAUCAGCCCUCAAAAUUCAUUAGCCAGACAUGGCCAGACGGAGUUUUUGACGUGACACCCGUGGACAAGCAGACUGUGCGAGUUGCAUUUGACCCGAAGAUUGUGGGAGCUCGAGACCUCACCGAGAAGAUUUGGGGUCCGCCAAUUGAACUUGCUCCUCCCCGCGGCGACCCUUCGCUCGAGGCUGGCAGCAAGCAUGUUCGUCAUAUCGGAUACAUGACGCUUCUCUCCGCAGUUUUGACGAUUCCGGUCCUGGUCAUGGCAUGGGCUCCGCUUCCUGAGAGAAAGGUGGCAUAUUCCUCGGCUUCUCUCGCCUUGGCCACGAUUGUUCAAGUUGUCAUCGCAGGGCCUUUCUAUCCCAAGGCCCUAAAGGCUUUCGUUUUCUCAAGGGUUAUCGAGAUGGACUUGUUGAUCGUCUUGAGCACCAGUGCUGCCUACAUCUUCUCGGUAGUCUCCUUUGGGUACCUCAUUGCAGAGAAGCCCCUCUCCACUGGUCAGUUCUUUGAAACGAGCACUCUCUUGGUCGCCUUGAUCAUGGUUGGUCGAUGGGUUGCCGCUCUCGCUCGUCAGAGAGCUGUUGAAUCCAUUUCUAUCCGGUCACUCCAGGCAUCAACAGCUAUCCUUGUCGACAAAGAGGGCGCAACGGAACGUGAGAUUGACACCCGACUUCUUCAAUAUGGCGACAUCUUCAAAGUCAUCCCUGAUACUAGAAUUCCGACCGACGGCACUGUCAUCAAUGGGUCGUCUGAGGUUGAUGAGUCUAUGCUCACUGGCGAAUCUACACCGGUGGAGAAAUAUCCCAAGUCUCUGGUGAUCGCUGGGUCUAUCAAUGGGCCCGGAGUGAUGACUGUUCGACUGAACCGUUUGCCUAGUGAUAACACUAUCAAUGCGAUUGCUGCGAUGGUCGAUGAAGCUAAACUGUCGAAACCCAAGCUGCAGGAUCUGGCAGACCGGGUAGCAUCCUACUUCGCUCCGGUUGUGGUAGGAUUGACGAUCAUCACGUUCGUCAUCUGGGUUGCAGUGGGCAUGACCUUUCAAGGACGUGAUGGAUCAGAAGCUACCAUUCAGGCCAUCACCUACGCCAUUACUGUCCUCAUCGUCUCUUGCCCCUGCGCCAUUGGACUGGCUGUUCCUAUGGUCAUUGUGAUUGCCAGCGGAGUCGCGGCGGAAAGGGGUAUCAUCUUCAAAUCAGCAGACGCUAUUGAAGUGGCUCAUAGGACGUCGCACGUCGUGUUUGAUAAAACUGGGACCUUGACGCGAGGAAAGCUUUCCGUCGUUGCGAAUGAAUAUGUCGAGGUGGAAGAGCUCCCAUUGCUUCUAGGCUUAAUUGAAAACAGUCGACACCCAGUGUCAGUUUCGGUGGCUGCUCAUCUCAAGGAUGCUGGAAUUAUGGCUUCGAGUGUUCCUGAGCCCAAGAGCCUUACUGGAAAAGGUGUUGAAACUACUAUGGGUAGCCGGACACUUCGAGCAGGCAAUUCUCGCUGGCUGAAUUUAUCGGAACAUGAACUCGUCCAACCCAUGCUUGCUCAAGGGUACACUGUCUUCUGCUUUACGAUCGACAAUGUGUUACAGGCGGUCUAUGGCCUUGAAGAUGAGCUGCGACCUGAUGCUGUGGGGACAGUUGAGGCCUUGCAGAAGCGUGGUGUCUCAGUCCAUGUGGUUUCUGGCGAUGAUGACGGAGCUGUGCAGACUGUUGCGUCCAAGCUUAGCCUUCCUGGCUCGAAUGUGCGUUCUCGAAGCUCGCCCGCCGACAAGAAGGACUACAUCCAGACGCUCCUCGGUACUGACACGGAUCACAAGAAACCAGUUGUUGUUUUCUGCGGCGACGGCACGAACGAUGCCGUUGCCCUCGCGCAGGCUACGAUCGGCGUCCACAUGAACGAAGGCACGGAUGUCGCGCAAUCCGCCGCGGAUGUGGUUCUCAUGCGGCCUUCUUUAGCUGGUAUUCUCACCAUGAUGAAUGACAGUCGGAAAUCUGUCAACCGCAUCCGAUUCAACUUUACCUGGAGUGCCGUGUACAACACCUUUGCCGUCCUGCUCGCUGCGGGUGCUUUUGUCGAUGCGAGGAUUCCUCCCGAGUAUGCGGGCCUGGGAGAGUUGGUGAGUGUGUUGCCAGUCAUUUUUGCUGCGGUGCUUUUGCGCUGGUCGAAGAUCUAGCAGAGCACUAUCAGUCCGUGACACGGCUGAAUUCCAAAACUCUCCUUAAUGUCCGACUGGAAUCGUCGUGACGGGAUGCGAAGGCUUCUGUCAUUUGAGUCGAACCGCACUGGCAGAAUGCUGCAAUCUUUCGUUCUUGAUAGUUUGUUUUAGUGUCAGAGAAGCCCCGAAGCAUCAGCUCCAACCGUUCCGUUCUCUACGUGUUCUAUCAGAAUGGGAUACCUGUUAAUCAUCA